AUGGAGGACAACCACCGUUACCGCGUCGAGUACAGCGAGAAUAUCGCGCCGAAGUAUCCGGCGGGGAACCACGAUGGAAUCGAAGUAGUUCCUAGCGACUCCCCCUUUUAUCCUCAUCCUAUAUAUAACGCUCCCGCUCCCCCGGCGAAGGGUGGCCAGGAGUGGCCUUCCGUGCCGAAUGGUUGGUCUGGUGCGCCGCUAUCAGCGGUAACAGUACCCGAAGAGCAUAGUAGGGAGGAGAAGCGGAGAGUUCUGGGCCUUACCGUUCCGAAAUCUAACACGAGUGUAGCGAGCGACACGACAAGCACAUACCAACCAUCAAGGACAUCAGCCGCGCCGGCUUCCGCAACGACGACCGCACCGGCCAACGGACCCCUUCCCUCCGACGGCGGGUGUCCUCUGAUCAACGGGCAGACGUACACGCCGUACGCGGUAGACGGUAAACCCAUCCCGCUCGCGCAGGGUCUCGAGGGACAGCAGUUUCGGCAGCAAUGUUAUACGAACUACGUCGCGUCAGGGACAUCCCAGACGCACGAUAUCCUACGGAUAUUCAUGCCCAGUCUCGAGAAUUGCAUGAUGGCUUGCGCUGAGUACAACUCGGCGUACUACGCCAACUUAGGGAACGGGACGGGUGUUGGUGGCGGGUUCUGUGUGGCCGUGACGAUCGUCAAGGUUGAUGCUGGGUUCUGCUACUUGAAGAACGGGACCACUACGAACAACACCCUGGGCCAUCCGGAUAUAUAUUCGAGUGCUGUGCUACUUACCAAGAUCGACUUGCCGGAUUCUUAA
Daldinia caldariorum is the source of this 789-nucleotide messenger RNA. RefSeq lists its product as uncharacterized. Lineage: Eukaryota; Fungi; Ascomycota; Sordariomycetes; Xylariales; Hypoxylaceae. The transcript is spliced from 4 exons. Bases 1 to 789 code for a protein of 262 amino acids. The record is from RefSeq and is a predicted model, not a curated record.